Messenger RNA from Kwoniella shivajii, 348 nucleotides. RefSeq lists its product as uncharacterized. Bases 1 to 348 code for a protein of 115 amino acids. The transcript is spliced from 6 exons. The record is from RefSeq and is a predicted model, not a curated record. Lineage: Eukaryota; Fungi; Basidiomycota; Tremellomycetes; Tremellales; Cryptococcaceae.
AUGCAAGCUCCUUCAGGUGGAUAUGGAGGUGGAGAUGGUGUUUCAGGACCAUUGAAUCCAUUCGUAGUCUCUCCUCCUCCUCCCGAUAGUAAAGAAGAUGAGAUUCCAGGAUAUGUAAAGAGGUUUGGAGCGUAUCAUACUCUGACAGAAGGUGUAUUUCUUCCAGCAGGAACACUAUUACCCAAAGGUGCAUCAUUCGCUAUGCAAUCAACUAUAGAUUUCGGAUUGCAUUUUCCUAAAGGCACCAAAGUUCCUGGAGGUUUUUUAUUACCUGUAUCUGUUGUAUCUAAAGAUCAGACCAAGAAAGAUCCUCCUCCUACUGAUAAUCCCGUGUGUUCGAUUCAGUGA